This is a messenger RNA of Toxorhynchites rutilus septentrionalis, 4604 nucleotides long. RefSeq lists its product as uncharacterized. NCBI's taxonomy places the organism in Eukaryota, Metazoa, Arthropoda, Insecta, Diptera, Culicidae. The coding region runs from base 2128 to 3186 and encodes 352 amino acids. The record is from RefSeq and is a predicted model, not a curated record. The transcript has 9 exons.
CGUGACGGUGCAGCAUCCGCGUACUUUUCCCGGAGGGGGGGGACUCGCGAAACCAUCGCCGUAGCAUAUUCGUAGCAUUCCUGUGCGUCUGGCUCACGAAGGGCCCGCUUGCGAUAUCUGGGUCGCACGGUCUGGUAUCUGGAACUGGUGUAUGUUUGUCCGCUUGGGUGGAAUCGGAACCGGGCGCGUGAAUUGAUUUUUUGGCUUUUUGAUGCUGUUGGCUGAGAUGCCCGAUGCUCGGAAUCGGGUGAUUGCAUUAAUCGGUGUUUGCUUUUCUGCUGGCGAGGGGACCCUCCGAGGACCGAACGAGGAAUCUCGAUUCAGUUCUGAUGACGAUUGCUCUGGUCGUUCCCGAGCAGUGUGUAUUGCACGGAAAAGUGACGAGUGAGAUUACAGUGAUCAAUGUUGCGUAAUAUUAAUGCUAAUGCUGUUCGUUUCUCAAGCCUGCCGUUGUUGUGAUCUGCCAUAGACGGAGAAAAAGACGAGUUCAUCCCCAGCCGCGGCUGUCGAGGAACGAAAGGGGCAGAGAGAGGUGCGUGGGUGUCCGUGUGUUUGUGCACGCAUUGGAAGCUUUUGGGAAAGUACAUUGAAGAUGAAUGUGAUUGUUGCGAGCUGUUUGAUAACGAUAUCCUCGCCCAUUUGGGGGGCAGAAGAGUGAUCAAUGAAAACGCGGAGUGUGAAAGUUAUGACCGAGUGAAAGAAAUACCCUUCGAUUAUCGCAAGUUAAGUGGGGAUCAGCCGCUGGCAGACAAAAAAAUUUAAAAAAAACGAGAAUAAUUUCACCGAAUCCUGAUAAGCCUCAUUCAGUCGCUUUCUUUUUUCGCCUUUGAUUUUUUUUGACAAUGCUCUGAUCGCUAUUUUCCAAGAGGCAUACACUAAUGUAAUUAUGAGGAAGUGUGAGAAAAACGGCAGCUGAAGCAGAAAAAAAUAGUUCAGUGCUUUUCUCUGCCUUCCGACUGUAUGUCGGCGACAACGACGACAAAUAAGUGCACAAUUCCGGUGAAUGGGAAUGGAUGUGAAGUGUUUCAUGUUGUUGGUGCUAGUGUUGCAAAUUCCAGAGUAGUAGAUCCACCAAGGAAACGAACGAGCGAACAGCUGCCGUGGCACUGCCACAGACGACGGGGACACCCGUGUAUCUACAAUCCGCCGCCGUCGGGUUGUUCCAUUCAGGGCUCUGGCUUCGCUGAAAUCUAGGCGAAUACACAGACACACCGAUUCCGUGAAGAAAUUUCCAUCCCAUGGCUGCACGAUUAGGGAAGCCAUUUUGCGCGGAGGUAUGUGAUGAAAAGUGCAUCCCGUAAGAGAGCGAACACGAGGGCAUAACUCUGCGGGGCUGCAGCAAACGGCCAUUGCGAAGCUUAUUUGUGCCGCCAGUCGGGAGUCCUUCCAGAAACAGUUUCCAGUAGCUGGAAACGAACAGAAGGAGAGAGAGAGAGAAAAAACGGUGCACCAGACCGAGAAUCAAAUUCCAAUCGAAUUCUAUUUGGAUUUUCUUCUGCUUCAUCUCACGCGGUUACCACGGAUCCCCCGUGCCACUGAUCCUUGACUGGUGACUGGGCUCGGUGUGGUUCGAGGGCAACAGCCUGGGUGUACAAUUCACCGCUGCGCCGUUUUCAUCGGAAGGAAAUAAAUAACGCCGGGACGUGAAAGGUUUUUUGUUUCACCGGCAUACAAACCACCCUCUCCGCCUCCGUGGAGGGCAACGUCGACACCUGGACAGGUGUCACCCGGCUAAAUUUGACUGCGUCGCAAAGUCGAAGUGGCUGAAGCAAAACAAAGUGUUUCCCAGACGUGGGUUGUGAAAAGUGUGCUCUGAAGUGUGCUGCUUGAAGUGGUGAAAAAAUAUACUUUCAGUAUCCAGAGCAGUCAGUGAGUGGGCGAGGUGUUGUUUGCAGAGUGAAGGUGUGAAAAGUGAAACGAAGCGCAAGAAUUUCAAACGCCGCGCCGUCAGGUAGCAAAAAAAGGGGAAAAAAACCGCGCGGCGAAGGAACUGUGCGAAACAAAGGAAGCAAAAGUUCGCCUGUUGAUUAAAUUUAAGAUCAAUAUUAUGCAGCUCAGCUGAAGGAAAGACUCACAGAAAGUGCAAAAGAGAUAGAGAGGGACACAGAUUCCGACUGACAGACAGCAAUGACUUCUUCCACUACCGCCGCCACCAUCACCACCACCGCCGCUCGCUCCAGAUCCUCGACCUGCAGGACCAGCAGAGGAAGCACCUUCACAGCGAUGCCAAAGCGGAGGAAAAUUGUUUACGGCUGGUUUAAUUUCAUCUUCUUAUGCUGGCUAAUGCUCGCCGAACAGUUCGUUAGUGUGCUUAGCCUUAAGGAUUUGAAAAUAUUCGUCCCGGAUGCAGUCAUCGUGGGAAACGCCGCCACAUUGUCGUGCCAAUUCGAGCUGGAAAAGGCAUCACUAUACUCCGUUCGGUGGUACUUCGAGGGGGAAGAGUUUUACCGAUACGUACCGAAGGAAUCACCUCCGGCGAGAACAUUUCCGGUUUCCGGUAUCACCGUCGAUGGUCCCCAAUCGGAUGCAACCUCGGUAACCCUGCGGGGGGUAACCCGCGAUCUCACCGGGCAAUUCCAGUGCGAGGUGUCCGAGGAUGCCCCACUGUUCCACACCGACAUCCGGCAGGCUCGGAUGCAAGUCGUCGAGCUGCCCAAACAGGACCCCCUGAUGCAGCUGGACAAAUCCCACAUCACCACGCUGGACAACUUCCGGGCCGUGUGCACGGUGGGAACCUCGUUUCCUCCGGCCAACAUAACGUGGUACAUCAACGCUAAAAAGAUCCACCCCUCGCCAUACCAGCGCAUCACUUACCGCGCGUACGAGGGCACCCCGACGUUCUCCACGCUGGAUAUGUACCCCCACAGCCAGAUCCUGCAGGACAUCUACCAGACGAUGCCCCCCUUCCAGACGAGUCUGACGGUGAUGUGCGAGAUUUCCAUUCUCCACAUCUACACCAAGAGCGCCCAACAGCUGAUCAUCGUGAGCGACCUCGUCACCACGAUCUCCCCCGCCCUGUUGGGGCUGGAUGGAUCCAACAAUCGCAGGAAAGCCAACGGCGAUCCGGACAAUUCCGCACUAACCGGUGCUGGCACGAGAGCCACCCCCAUCUGGUGGACGGCGGCGGCGGCGGCGGCGGCAGCUCUGCUAGUGUCUCAAUUCAUCACCCGAGGACGCCACUUGUGACCGAAUCGGGCGUCACUGUAAAUAUAGUGAAGGCACUCGAACACUGUCACAUACACACCGAAAACACGUACACACGCAUACAUACACACAAAAAAAAACUUCAAAAAAAUACUCGUAAAAAUAAACACGAAUAUAUUUAUACAGAUAAAUAAAGCAUAGAGGAAGCAGAACUGUUAAAAUGUACAUGUGAAAUAUAUGUAUUUGAGCUUUUUACUAACCGUACACGUUAGGCAUAAUCUCCGAAUGUUCCGCAGCGUUGGCGUGUUCGAUGAGUGGAUUCAAUUAAAUGUGGAAAAUUGGGAGGAAUCGAAGCAAGAUGCUUAAAGUGAAAUAAAAUAACACAACUCCUACAAACUGCAGAGAGAUUUGUAGCGGCAGGAAAGUCGCCACAGCCACAAAAAAGAAGAAGUGAAAAAUAUUAGUCAACACAAUGUUAGCUUGAAAACAAAACAACAAACAAAAUUAGGAUGAUAUGAAUAAUGAACAAUACUAAAAUAUAGCUGAACGCCAGAUACACACAAAUAACAGACGAAAAAAAAAAGAAACUGCAUCUUUUUAUAAAUGUAUUAUAAUCACAACAGAAUUGAAACAGGUGCAAAGGUGCCGAUCGUGAAAGUGAACAUAAGUUGUUUGUGGAAAAAAUAAAAGAUUGAUAACAAAAAUAGCGCCGAUGGGAGACCGUUGCAUCGCGUGUUGUAUUUAUAGUUGAUAACACAAUCACACAAACUCCCCCAUACAGACACAAACAUACAGGCAGACAGAUGAAAUUAGGAGCGCGGCAGCAUCUUGGGUUGAGUCUAGCAUAAAUAGUCAAAUGAAACCUGUGAGGUGAACGGGAAUUUAGCACCGAUACUAAAAUCGAAUGCUUGUUGAUGCUCGAUACAAUGGUCAGGAAGGUUGCAUUUUGUUUGUUUUUUGAAGCGAAUUGCCGAGAGCGUUGCCAUCUGUUUAGGAAAGAUUUUUUACGAUGUCAUACAUUACACACUGUUACUUUUUUCUUCGUUGAUGAUAGAUAAGGGGGAUGAAGAUGGUAGAAAGAAAAUAUUUUUGUUGAUAAAUAAAUUUGAGAUUCUGUUCCGAUGGUAUCUUAGCAACAUGCGACACAGCAAAAAUAAAAAACGAAACUCUGAUAGUCGAUAGUAUAUUGAUGCUAAAAAAAGUAAAAAGAUAAUAACAUUUAAUAGUAGUAAACAUGUUAUGUUUUUUUUAUACAUAAGACAAAAAAGUCAAUACAAGAAAUCCCAAAUGAAAUGAAAAAAAAAACAAACAAGUAUAAACAAAAAAGCAACAAAAGCGCUACCACAAUUCAAUGGAGGCGUUCACACAUUCAGCAAAGCUGUUGCAGAGUGACACUAAACUGAAAGACAACAUGUUUUGUUCAACAGAAACUGAAAUGGAAAAAUAAAAGUAUAAUUAAG